Molecule: messenger RNA, 1395 nt
Organism: Manihot esculenta (cassava)
Lineage: Eukaryota; Viridiplantae; Streptophyta; Magnoliopsida; Malpighiales; Euphorbiaceae
Exons: 6
Coding region: 1-1395 (464 amino acids)
Source: RefSeq, a predicted model, not a curated record
AUGACAAUUUUUGUUUGUUCACAGAUAAGGGGACGUGGAAGGGUUAAGAAGCCCAGAGGACCGGUUCAACUUCCUGCUAGUGCAAGUCAAGAGGACGCGAAUACAGAUGACGGACAAGAGCAUGAGCCGCAUUUACCACGGGUACCGACGGGACUUGGGGAUACGGAACUUCAAAUAUGGGUACCACUUGCAUUCGGUGUACAGCCAUCUCAUAAAGAUCAAUCAUAUACACUAGUUCCACCAUGUACCGAUGCACAGCUUCCCCGUCCCCUUCCACCUCCUCACCGUCACAGUUUACAUCCUCACCACCCUACUGCAGCUUCACGACCAGCGGUAUCAUAUGUACAUUCACCUCAACCUGCAUCCCCUUGUGGUACUGCAUCAGCUAGAGGGACAGGAUCUGCAUCAGCAUCUACUCCAUCAUCUACUCCUGCAUCUGCUCCAGCAUCAGCUGCAUCGACCACUGCUGUAGGAGGAACACAGUCAUUCCGACAGACUAUUUCACUCAUUAACAACAAUUUACAUCCGUCGGAGAUGUGCAGCCGCAGGAUAACUCUGAUAGUGAAAGAAAGAUUGGUCAAGGAAGGCCACUGUUGGAAGACUAAAUACUUCAAAUGGGACCAAGCAAUUGACAGCUUGGUAAAAAUUGCAUGGCAGAAAAAGGCCGCUGAGCGAUACAGGGGCUUAAUGUGGGAAAUCAGGAAAGGGAAGACGAAGAAUCUUGCUACCCCUGAUUCUGUUUUGAGGAAGUGGCAGGAAACUUGGAACACUUCUGAAUACAAAGAGAAGUGUGACAAGUUUUCUGCCAAUAGGCGCAGUGAGGCUGAAGGGUCAGGAUCUGGCAUUUCCAGGCACGCAUGCGAGGGAAAGACUAGACAGAGGGAAAGACUAGACAGAGAACCACAUCCUCAUGAGCUUUUUGAGGCCACACAUAAGAGAAAGGGGACGGAGGAGUUUGUUGAUGCGAGGUCAAAAGCUGUUUAUGAUAAAUACGUACAACUGAAGGAGGCUGCAAUACAUCAACAGGAGGGAAGCAAUGAGCCGACACCCAUAAAUGAGGCCCAACUGUACUACGAAGCGGUUGGCGGACAGAAAAAGAGUCGAGUUUAUGGGUUAGGGUCCCAGGCUUCAGCAUAUUUUCAUGAGCCAUCUCAUUGUUCUGCAUCAUACACGUCUGCACCCCCAAUGGAUCCUCCUACAAUUGAAACAAUGAACAUGAUGCAGAAUAAAAUUGAUCGGCUAGAGACAGAGAAUAGUGGAAUUACCACAACAUCUGCUCCUACGGCACCUCCAGCUCCGUCUCCACAGCAGCGGCGUGAUGAUGCCCAUGUCAUUGGUGAUCAUCAUACAGAUAGUGAUGAUGAUAUAGAUGAUGAGCUAGCUAGUUUAGUUUAG